AGUUUCCUUCUCCAGACUUCCUGCCCAAACUGUCCGAAUCAGCUGCCCCUCAGAAGCAGCGUACCAGUCUCCAGCACCAUGAACACCCAGGCUGGAAUGCAAGACAGCCUUGAGACUUACUUCGAAAGGAGUGUGGAAAUUGAGAUAACCAACGAAUCACGGGAUGUGACCCUCCAUUCCCCCAGGAGUUACUGCUUCAGCGGCCACAGCCUCCUACCUCCUUCCCCCCGAAUCCCGCCAGGAUCCAAGGAGAGCUGUCUGUUCACAAAGGGACAGUACAGCUUUCGUGGGAGCGUGGGGCUGCUGGUGUACAACUCAGAUGCCUUCACCCUUGCCAUCAUGUUCUCCAACCCCUUUGACUACAACCUCUACUGUGUUGAGUUUGGCCUCGAGAUCUGCCCAGGCAAAGAGCACCUUGGUGACAUGGAGGAAGUCUAUGCAAGGAUGUACAAUUAUAUGCCUGCCAACAGCUGCACAACAUUCAAGAAAGCCAAGCUGGGCCAAUGCCAGGAAGCGCUUGUGGUCACUGCAGGGAAUAUCCGUGUCAUGGCCACCAUGUCCAAUGCUGCCAAAGCAGUCAUUAAAGUGCUUGUGGAGGAAAAAGGGAACCCACCUCCCUACUCAAAGAACCCAAUUUACUACAAGACACACUCCUAGAUUAAGGGCUGCUGCUACCACUGACAUCCAGCCUAAGACAUGAAAUGACUCCUCAUGGGCCUGAUCUACAGGAAGAAAUAACCCACUACUGUGUAGACACCAGCUAGUGCAGGAACCUGCCUAGAGACAGAACUGGCCCCCAAUUAUCAUAGUGCUUGGAAAGAGCAUAGACACUGCAAGAGGUGUCUAAGGCCAGAAGGGACCAUUGUGAUCAGUUAGUCAUAUAUCCUGUAUAAUACAGUUCAGAAAACUCCCCUCAGAUAAUUCCUCUUGAACUAGAGCAUCUCUAAUAAAAUAAAUAAUGUCUCAAAGACAAUCUUGUGACCCUGGCUUUGAAUUGGCUCCAUGUUGUUCACAUUGUGUUAGCCGCAGGUGAGAAAGUGAAUUCAUAACAGGCAUAAAUAAUGUCUGAUUCUUUCCUCAUCUAUUGCCCUUUUAGAAUGGUGUAAACUGAUUGCAGGCAGUAGGUGACUCUGAAUUGCCCCCUGGGAACUGAGAUCAGAAUCUGGCCCUGACCCCAUUUCAGGCAGUGGGUGACUCCAGAUUUACCCCGAGGGAACUGAGAUCUGAAUAUGGCCCAGUACGGAAUCAAUAACAUUUUCAUUCUAGGUUCCAUUUAUUUCAGACUAAGGAAAAAAUAACAAAGAAUAAAUAUAAAAUCCCAUGUGAGAACUGGAUCAAAGUGACUCUAUGUAACAUGCUCCCUCUUGAGCUACCCACUCCAUGGGCUGGAGAUGUCUCCCAGCAGUGCUCUGCAGCAGCCAGAUGCCUAAAGAAGCAGGACACAGAAAAGAGAUUGACAAUGUCUUCUUCCAGUUACACAGCAAGAUGCAUUACAGAAAUUCAUUAGAAUGUAAAAACCUGCAAGCAAUGAAGGGAGCUCGCCAGUUACAAGAAGAAACAAGCUCCUGUGGCUUUGUAGAGUAGCAUGGCUAGAGUUCCAGAGAGAUGUGCCUUGAAAGCAGAAUAUAGAGUAGGGGUGGGCAAACUUUUUGGCCCGAGGGUCACAUUGGGGUUGCAAAACUGUAUGGAGG
Molecule: messenger RNA, 1691 nt
Organism: Trachemys scripta elegans
Lineage: Eukaryota; Metazoa; Chordata; Testudines; Emydidae
Product: DELTA-actitoxin-Ate1a-like
Exons: 2
Coding region: 79-657 (192 amino acids)
Biological process (GO): monoatomic cation transport; cytolysis in another organism; pore complex assembly
Cellular component (GO): pore complex
Molecular function (GO): channel activity
Source: RefSeq, a predicted model, not a curated record